AAUUUUAAGAAUCCAAAUUGUUUAACGAGGAGAAUUAAGUGAAAGAAAUUAGGAGAGGAUCCCUUUCCCAUAAACAAUUAAACCCGAAACAUUUUCCUCUUCCUAUAUAAGAUGUGACACACUUUGUGACUUGUAUCACAGUUUCUUGCGUAGAAAAUAUUAUUUGUCUGAUUCUAGGUUCUCCUUAGCCUUCAUAGCUUUCUGUUCGCCUAAUCUUUCGCUACUAUCGUUUUCCCUACCAAUGGCAACAACUGAUAGGCCAAUUUCCAAACCCUCCAAAUGGUUCUCUAACAAAACCAUCAAACUCAGUUUCCCUGGUCGACGAUCAUCAAAAUCUAGCUUCUCUACUAGUCCAAACUCUCCUUUGUCCCCAACUACUGCUCGAACCGGAAUAAUUAGUCCGAGAUGUACAAGCAAAGAAGAUGAGCUUAGAGAAGUUUUUCGCUACUUUGACGGAGAUGGUGAUGGAAAAAUAUCAGCCUCGGAGCUCAGAGCCUAUUUCGGGUCCAUCGGUGAGUACAUGUCACACGAAGAGGCCGAGGCCGCGAUCAACGAUCUUGACGCGGACGGCGACAAUCUGUUAGACUUUGAAGAUUUUCUGCAGCUGAUGAAUAGCGGAGGUGGUGACGAUGAGGACUUGAAGAAGGCGUUUGAGAUGUUUGAGUUAGAGAAGGGAGUCAUAACCCCUAAAAGCUUGCAGAGGAUGCUGCACAGACUUGGUGACACCAAGUCGUACGAUGAGUGUGUUACGAUGAUUCAAGUUUUCGAUACUGAUGGUAACGGGGUGCUUGAUUUUAAUGAGUUUCAUCGAAUGAUGGCUUAAUGAUCAACUUAACUACGUUUAUAGUUGAUGAUUAAUGAAAGUUUUUUGUAAAAUAAUGUCUAAGAAUUAGUCGUGAAUAUGCAUGCAUGGUUGGUGUUGUCUUAUGAUCUUCAUGGAAUUGGAACAUUACUAUAGUAUUCAAUUUUCCCAUUUAUUUUCUGCUAAGAGUUUAAGCACAAAUAGAGAGUUUUAAAAGAUCA
Malus domestica (apple) is the source of this 1023-nucleotide messenger RNA. RefSeq names its product probable calcium-binding protein CML41. NCBI's taxonomy places the organism in Eukaryota, Viridiplantae, Streptophyta, Magnoliopsida, Rosales, Rosaceae. Gene Ontology annotation, molecular function: calcium ion binding. The record is from RefSeq and is a predicted model, not a curated record.